Messenger RNA from Quercus robur (English oak), 1223 nucleotides. Its product is annotated as F-box protein GID2-like. The record is from RefSeq and is a predicted model, not a curated record. Gene Ontology annotation, molecular function: protein binding. Bases 173 to 733 code for a protein of 186 amino acids. Gene Ontology annotation, biological process: SCF-dependent proteasomal ubiquitin-dependent protein catabolic process; gibberellic acid mediated signaling pathway. Lineage: Eukaryota; Viridiplantae; Streptophyta; Magnoliopsida; Fagales; Fagaceae. The transcript is spliced from 5 exons. Gene Ontology annotation, cellular component: SCF ubiquitin ligase complex.
GUGGUAGUCCAGUGGUGGUGGUUGGGUUGUGUUGUUUUAGCCACUCACAAUGGUAGGUCUUGGGUAAUUUUUCAAAUUUUCGAGGGCAUUUCUGUACUUUAAAUUUAAGUGAGCUAGUAUCUGGCCUGUCAUUCUUAUGCAGGUGUCAAGUUUUAAUUGGCCAUGAAACAACAUGCUGACUUGGAGUCUAGAAACAACUGCUACCAAAGGCUGUGUCCUAGUCGUGCCAAAGUGCUCUCAAUUUGAAUCAGUCCAGUGGAUGAAUUCGUGUGGUCGUGGGCUAGUUGAGAGUGAAGAACAGGACGAGAACAAGAAGAUGAAGUUGAUUGUAGUCGAGGAACAAGAACAAGAAGAGGGAAGUGAAAGUAGAACUGGGUUUGUGGAUUUGGACCCAGAUACGCUUCUCAACGUGUUGAAGCGCGUGGAUGCGGAUGCGGUUACGUUAGGACGAGCGGCGUGUGUGAACAAGCUGUGGCGCAAGGUGGCUGGGGACGACCAACUCUGGGAGCCCAUCGUUACAAGGCACUUUCUUCGCUCGGGCGGGUAUGGGCGCUUCGAUGUGUUCAGAAAAGAGGUCCCCAAGUUUGGUGGCUUCUGUCGAUUCCACAGUUUGCGUCUCUGGCCUCUAUCAAAGCCCCCACCAUCGGAUUUUUUUUCGAUCAAUCCAACGGUCCUCAAAAUCCAGCCCUUUUCAGACAUUGCUUCAACGAGCUCAAAGAUGGUCACAAGGUAAUCAAGAGAGGAUGCAUAACGAAUAAUGAAUGAGAGUCUGAGGUAUCAGAUCGGAAGGUCUCCACGGGCUCUCAAUUCUCUGUUCCUACUUCUGCUUCGUUCUUCAUCUUGCUUGCCAGGUGUUCUAAGAUUUGGAAGCUGCUCUUUUGAGAUCUAAGAGGUUCUGUACCUUCUCUUUCAAGCCUCUACUGAAGAUCACACACAUAUUCAUUGAAUCGGUGGAAUCAAGUUCCUAACCUUCAGCUAUCAAGUAUACUAGAGAUCUAAAUUUUCAAUGAGAUUUUGAAGUGCAUAGAUUGAAGGUUCACAUUGUAGCUGUUCACUGUAAAGGAAGAUUGUGGGAUUCAAAUCUCAGUUUGAUAACUGAAGUUAGAUUUACUUCAAAUUGUUAUUCUUAAUUGUAAAUCUCCAGCUUAUAGUGAAAUUGUUACCUCGGGAUUAAUUAGGUCAAGUCCCCCCAAAUUUUUGCUUUGGAAUAAGUUGUUUUAUAA